UGUGGAAGUCAGAGGGCAGCCUGCACGCCAUUCCUCAGGUGCCUUCCACCCUUUGUUCUCAGGAGGGUCUCACUGGCCUGCAACUUCGCCAGGUAGGCCGGACUAGCUGGUUGCUGAGCCCCAGGAAGCGGCUUUUUAGUGUGGGUCCUAGGGACUCAAAUGAAAGUCCUCAUACUUGCGAAUCAAGCCUGUCACCAACCGAGCCAUCUCUCCAAGAAAAUGUGUUAACUUAGGUUACUAUGUUAUAUAUUACAUUAUUAUUUCUAUUUUGUAAUACAUACAAAAUACAGCGACAGAGUGCGGUGGGCCUGUGCCCUGUGCCACCUCGCUUAGCCCUUGUAGCUGAUAACUAAAAAUCAUAAACACACCUCUCGCAUGGGAAAUUUGGCUUAGAGACAAAAUUCAUUUCCUAAUGUCAUAUCACUUAGUGAGCAGGGUUGGAAUUUUGAACUCUGCCAGUGACACUGACCUAAUGAAGGGCCUCUGGUGGUCUGUAGGGACCUGCGUUGAGGGACGGCGUUGUCCCUGUGAGACACGGAGGCUUCUGGCAUCUGUACCUGAUAGCACAGAUUCCAGCUGCGGGGGGUGCGUUAGACGCCGUUCCUGCCCAUGUCUUGAGAAGAAGCCUGUAGCCCUCACCAGUCAGCUCACAGAGCAAGUGUUUUCUAAGCUGUGUGGCCUCAGGCCCACGAGUGGUGGACUUUACUGAGUGGACUCUGCUAGUCACCAGAUCCCAAACUUAAUUCCUUCCAAACAUGUCUCUCCAGAAGCAGACUCCGGGGUGAGCUGUCCAGUUGACCCUCAAAUUUGUCACCUCUGUGUGGACACAAACCAUCAGUGGCGUCUACUGCCAAGCCAGUAAGAGAAGAGGCAUGCCCUUUCUGGUGUGUGAUACCGGCCGGGGUAACCUAAUCAGGAGCAAAGGGAGAAAUCUCAGGCAGCAUCUCAGGGUGGACCCCGGUCCCACUCAAAGGAAUUCCAUUCUCUCAGCAGGGAACCGAUUGACAAUAUGGAAAAGCAGCAGAAAAAGGAAGUACAGGAGCUUUCAAUUUGGUCGCCUAGAAUGGAAGAGAUAAAAACAGAUUUUGUCUGUGGUUCUGACAAAAAGGCAGGUUGUCCCCCCCUCCACGUCCCCUUUGAAAACCCAGGAAGCCCCAUCCACAAGCCCCCUGAGACUAACAUCUUUACUGCACAGCACAAGGCUCAGGAAUUCCAGCAUCCCAUCUGGCAGUGCUCUGGAAAGCAAAAAGGGGAGGUGCAGCCUGGGCCUCCCCUUGCAUGCCCUCUGUUUGGGGUUCUGGAAAUCUCUCCUCCUGGACAUAGCUGAUGGCAUCUCUUUAUUGGCUCUUUAUAUUGUGGUGUGCUGGGGGGUGGAUGACCCCUUCGUUCCUUUGAUCUUAGAUGAGGGGGAUCCUGGCUUCCGGCAACACACAGAAAGACUUACUUUGGCAUCCAUUACUUAUGAUCGUUCUCUUGAGUAAGAAUGUUUAAAAUAUUAUCCUUAAACUUAAAGAAAGAAGAAACAAAGCCGAUGAACUCCUCUGUUGAUAAGCAUGUCAGUUCUGUGCAGCCAUACGAGCCCUGCGCCUUGAGAGGAUGUGGGAGAUGUAUUCUCAAGUGAGCGCUGGAUUCCCACCACAGAGCACUUUGGAUGAAGUUACUGUCUGUGAAAAGUUCUUCCCACCUCUCUAGAAGGCAAAUCAACAUAGGCUUUUAUAUUAUUUAUUACCUGCCCUGUCUCCACUGUUGCCAGGAAAUUAAGGUAGAAUCCUAAAGCAGCUGGUCACAUCCACAGUCAAGAGGAAAGAAUGAAUGCAGCAACACUUGCUUGUGCUCAGCUCUCGUGCAUCACUUACACAGUCCCGGACCCAGAGCGUGAGGAACGGUGCUGCCCGGGGUGGGCGAUUCUGCCCGCCGAUUGAUGUAAUGAAGCCAAUCUCCCAAGACAAACCCAUAGUCAGCCAGAUCUCGAAAGUUCUCAUCCCAGUUGUAAGAAAUGCUUACUAAUUUCACUCAUCUCACAUUGGAUAUAACAGAAGCACAGAGAAGUGUUUGAGAACAAAGAUAAGAUUGUGAUCAUCAUGGAAUAUGCCAGCAAAGGAGAGCUGUAUGAUUACAUCAGUGAGCGGAGACGCCUCAGCGAGAGGGAGACCAGACACUUCUUCAGGCAGAUCGUGUCUGCUGUGCAUUAUUGCCACAAGAAUGGUGUGGUCCACCGGGACUUGAAGCUGGAGAAUAUACUGCUUGAUGACAACUGCAAUAUUAAGAUCGCUGACUUUGGGCUCUCCAACCUGUACCAGAAGGACAAGUACUUACAGACGUUUUGUGGGAGCCCGCUCUACGCAUCUCCUGAGAUUGUCAAUGGGAGACCUUACCGAGGGCCGGAGGUGGACAGCUGGGCCCUGGGUGUCUUGCUUUACACUCUCAUUUAUGGAACGAUGCCCUUCGAUGGUUUUGAUCACAAAAACCUCAUUCGACAGAUCAGCAGCGGAGAAUACCGGGAACCCACGCAGCCCUCAGAUGCCCGAGGACUCAUUCGGUGGAUGCUCAUGGUAAACCCGGACCGCAGGGCCACCAUCGAGGACAUUGCCAACCACUGGUGGGUGAACUGGGGCUACAAGAGCAGCGUCUGUGACUGCGAUGCCCUCACCGACUCCGAGUCGCCACUCUUGGCACGGAUCAUUGACUGGCACCAUCGUUCCGCCAGCCUGCAGGCUGAGGCUGAAGCCAAGAUGAAGGGCCUGGCCAAACCCGGAGCCUCUGAGGUUGUGCUGGAGCGGCAGCGGUCGCUGAAGAAGUCCAAAAAGGAAAAUGACUUUCCCCCGCCUGGCCAGGACGCCGUGCCGGAAAGCCCAUCCAAGCUGAGUCCCAAGCGGCCCAAGGGGAUUCUGAAGAAACGGAGCAACAGCGAGCACCGCUCCCACAGCACCGGCUUCAUCGAAGGCAUCGUGGGCCCCACCUUACCGUCUCCUUUCAAAAUGGAGCAAGAUUUGUGCCGGACUGGCAUCCCUCUCCCCAGUUCCCCCGAGGCAGAGAUGCCAGGGAAGCUCAGCCUCAAACAGUCAGCCACGAUGCCCAAGAAAGGCAUCUUGAAAAAGACCCAGCAGAGGGAAUCUGGUUAUUAUUCAUCCCCGGAGCGCAGCGAGUCUUCAGAGCUGCUGGACAGUAACGACGUCAUCAUCGGCAGUGGCCUCUCUUCCCCUUCCUCGGAGGCAGCCCGGGGGACUUCCCACAGCCUGUCCUGCCGGAGGAAGGGCAUCUUGAAACACAGCAGCAGGUACUCUGAUGGUGCCACAGACCCUGCCCUCGCCGGCCCCGAAAUGCCCACACUGGAAUCCUUGUCAGCUCCUGGUGUCCCCCCUGACGGCGUCUCCCGGAGCUACAGCCGCCCGUCCAGUGUCAUCAGCGAUGACAGUGUCCUGUCCAGUGACUCUUUUGACUUGUUAGAUCUCCAGGAGAAUCGUCCCGCCCGCCAGCGCAUCCGCAGCUGCGUCUCUGCUGAAAAUUUCCUCCAGCUUCAGGACUUUGAGACCUCCCACAGCCGGCCCCGGCCCCAGCACCUGAAGCGGUACCGGAACCGGCUGGCAGACAGUAGCUUCUCCCUCCUCACUGAUAUGGACGAUGUGACUCAGGUGUAUAAAAAAGCCCUGGAGAUCUGCAGCAAGCUCAACUAGCCCCUCAGGGCACAGAGGAUGGGAUG
Molecule: messenger RNA, 3700 nt
Organism: Peromyscus leucopus (white-footed mouse)
Lineage: Eukaryota; Metazoa; Chordata; Mammalia; Rodentia; Cricetidae
Gene: Nuak1
Product: NUAK family kinase 1
Exons: 7
Coding region: 2082-3674 (530 amino acids)
Biological process (GO): intracellular signal transduction; microtubule cytoskeleton organization; protein phosphorylation
Cellular component (GO): cytoplasm
Molecular function (GO): ATP binding; tau-protein kinase activity; protein serine/threonine kinase activity
Source: RefSeq, a predicted model, not a curated record